AAUUACAUGAUGUGGACUGCCAGACGAUGAACGACUGUGCCAUCACAUUGCCCGCUGAAGACAACAAAUGGUUAAAUUUUCAGAACGUAAACCACAAGGAACGAGUGCCCUUCGUCGUCUACGCAGACCUCGAGUGUGUGCUGCGGAAGACACAACACAAUGCAGAGCAAGCGUCGUACACAUAUCAACAACACGAAGUAUUCAGCAUCGGAUACUCCGUGCGAUGCUCGUACGACGACGCGUUAUCUAUGUAUAGGUUUCGUCGCGAUAAAGAUUGCAUCGCGUGGUUCACGAAACAAAUCGAAGAAUUAGCGCAUAAUGUUAAAACUCGUUUAUCCACUAAUGUCCCCAUGGAAACGUUAUCGAAAGAACAAUUGGAAGCAUACCGUAGCGCUACGCGGUGUCAUAUCUGCGAUAAGCCGUUUGCGCCAGACGAUACGCGGGUGCGCGAUCAUUGUCACCUGACCGGUCGUUACCGCGGUCUAGCACAUUCUCUUUGUAAUCUAAAUUAUCGAAAUGUAUCAUAUAUGCCAAUUAUUUUUCAUAAUUUAUCUGGAUACGAUUCACAUUUCAUUAUUAAGCAAAUAGCCACUGCGUUCAAAGGGAAGACCGACAUACUCCCCAUCACGAAAGAAAAGUACAUUUCUUUCACAAAACAUGUCAUAGACACAGCCGAUAAAUUAAAUCCACACAAUUACAUAAAACUACGGUUUAUAGAUUCAUAUAAAUUUUUAAAUACUAGUCUCGAAAAAUUGGCAUCGUUUCUAGGUAAAGAAAAAUUAAAAAUUGUACGUUCCAAAUUUUUACACUUGUCUGACGAGGAUUUCGAUUUAUUGACACGAAAAGGUGUAUUUCGGUACGUGGAUUGCGUGGACAAACUGCAGGACAUAUGUUUACCGCCGCGCAAAUUAUUUUUCAGUUCCCUGACCAGUGAUACUGUAUCCGAGAGCGAUUACGCGCACGCCGAGAAUGUCUGGGAGCGAUUCUCCGUUCGAACGUUGGGUGAAUACAGCGAUCUAUAUUUGAAAACGGAUGUGUUAUUGUUAUCUGACAUUUUUGAAAAUUUUCGCGAUAAAUGCUUAGAAAGUUACGGUCUCGAUCCAGCACAUUAUUACACUCUCCCCAUAUACACGUGGGACGCUAUGUUAAAAUAUACAAAAAUUACUUUCGAACUGCUUACUGACAUUUGGUCUGUUCUUUCUAGCUGCACUGUUGCACCGGUGCAAUAAGUUAAAGUAAAACAAGUAUAUUUUUUCUCAUUCUUAUUGCACCAGUGCAACAGUGCAGCUAGAAAGAACAGACCAAUUGACAUGGUAAUGUUCAUCGAACGCGGUAUACGCGGUGGCCUCAGUCAAGUGUUCAGGCAGACAUGCGCGAGCCAAUAACAAGUACAUGCAGACGUACGACCCAUUGAAACCAUCCUCAUAUCUUAUGUACUUUGACGUGAAUAAUUUGUACGGAUGGGCAAUGUGUCAGCCACUGCCCUAUGGAGAAUUUCAAUGGGUUGAAGAUGUCUCUAAUUUUGACGUGUGUGCGAUCGCUCCUGAUUCACCAACGGGAUACAUUCUCGAAGUUGAUCUCAAGUAUCCUCGAGACCUUCACGAUGAGCACACUGACCUACCUUUCUGCCCGACACGCCAGGCAAGCGUGAAUAUAAACUUUUAGCGACCUUGUAUGAUAAGAAACGUUACGUCAUCCACUACCGCAACCUGCAGCAGUGCACGCGUCACGGUCUUCAUAUCGCGAAGAUACACCGUGUAUUAAAAUUCGCACAAUCUCCAUGGCUCUGUAAGUACAUAGAGUUAAACACACAAUUCCGAAUCAUUGCUAAAAAUGAUUUCGAAAAAAAACUUGUAUAAAUUAAUGAAUAAUGCGGUGUUUGGUAAAACCAUGGAGAAUGUGCGCAAUCAUGUUAACGUUAAAUUGUUGACGACAUGGGCGGGGCGGUAUGGUGCGGAGACAAUGAUCGCGAAACCAAAUUUUCAUAGUCGAAGUAUUUUUGCGGAAAAUUGGUUACACGACAUUAGUCCGAAAACUAGAUGGGGAAAAUGUUGGUACCAACAAAAUUCUCUAGACAUUUCAAUUUCAAUUUUUACAGGUUAGUAACACUGUUUAAGUAGUAAAUCCACGAGUGUGCGGAGACGUUUUGACGUAUGCGCGCGUCAAAAAUAAUAAAUAUCGCUCAAUUAUUUGUAGGAUGUUAACAGCCAGAGAACAAUUCCCUGCCGAGUAAAGCUGCCAAAUUCAGAGUCUGCUAUGUUCCCAAGUGUGCCAAAAUUGUAAGCAAAAGUAAAAAUUACAUUGUAACAUUAGAUUUAUUAUCAACAAUGCAGCAACGGAUUGAUACCAUAAACUGAGAAAUCAGAUUUGUCGAAACUGUUGUAUUACAAAGAACAUGUGCUGUUUGUACCAGCAAUGUACUAACAUUGUUUACUAGUAGAAAUACUGUUGUGCUUAUUGUCAAUCUGUUAUCAACGCUUUCGACAGACCUGCUUGUUGUUCAUUGUCACUUUGUUAUACAGUCUACUGACUGGUAUAUACAUUUUAUGUUUCAGUAGACAGAAAAUGUGCUACCCGCAUUAGCAUUUGCGAGAAUGGAUUUGGAGUAUCAAUGGAAUGCUUGUCCAGAAAUCAAGGAUUAUUGUUGCUAUAACGUUUCGUUCGUGCCCAAAAUUGUGGAUGCCUCGCAAAACUUCUAAUACGCUUUUGAUGUUCAGAAAG
This is a messenger RNA of Monomorium pharaonis (pharaoh ant), 2721 nucleotides long. RefSeq lists its product as uncharacterized. The transcript is spliced from 3 exons. Gene Ontology annotation, biological process: DNA replication. Lineage: Eukaryota; Metazoa; Arthropoda; Insecta; Hymenoptera; Formicidae. The coding region runs from base 27 to 1229 and encodes 400 amino acids. The record is from RefSeq and is a predicted model, not a curated record. Gene Ontology annotation, molecular function: nucleotide binding; DNA-directed DNA polymerase activity; DNA binding.